This is a messenger RNA of Zingiber officinale, 686 nucleotides long. RefSeq lists its product as uncharacterized. Lineage: Eukaryota; Viridiplantae; Streptophyta; Magnoliopsida; Zingiberales; Zingiberaceae. The record is from RefSeq and is a predicted model, not a curated record. The coding region runs from base 38 to 394 and encodes 118 amino acids. The transcript has 2 exons.
AAAUCGGUGACCGGUUGAGGCAGAGAACAUCCGCAAGAUGUCGGACGUGUACAAGAAGGCGAAGGCCGGGCGGCUCGUCUUCAAGGGCGGCGACGUCGCUGGUGCCGAGAAGAAGAAGCGAAAGAAGAAGAAGAGAGCGUUGGGUGACGCUGAGGAGGACCCUUCCGCAGCAAUCUCCGCUGAUGGGGGUGAGGCGGCGGAAGUAGCGGCGUCGUCUGUGGGAGAUGUCUACACGAUCGACGCGGCUAAGAAGAUGAAGUACGAGGAGCUAUUCCCGGUGGAGACAAAGAAGUUCGGUUACGAUCCAGCCAACAAGUCCCGGACGUCCGCCCGCACGGUGGAGGAGGCUCUCGACGACAGGGUCAAGAAGAAGGCAGACCGUUAUUGCAAGUGAUCUAUCAGCUCGAUUAUUUUUUUCAGGUGGCUGCCUACCUGCAGGGAUUAUGCUCAGUGAACAUGACUGCUGUGGAUGGAUGAGAUCUUCGUGGCAAAGUUUAAACUGAAGUUUCGAUAGCCUGUUAUAAAUUACCUUGCAGAUGAUUUGCAAAGGUUUCAUAUCUUCAGCUUUACGAUACUUCUACUCUGAUCGUCUGUAGGCAACAAUGCGUUAUGAUAUUAUCUGACUUAUGCUUGUUUGUGUAAUGAAUACUCCAGUGCACCAUUAAAGAGCAGAUCUUCUGUGCUUA